AGAAAAUCACACUCCCUACCCUAUUCACACCUGACCAUGAACACGAAUUCAUCAUUAGAUACAGAUUUAGUGAGAGAGAAGAGAAAUUACAGAGUAUUUUGUGAUAUGGGUGGAGAGAAAUUUCUAUGUUCAUCAGCUUCUUCUUCAUUUAAACUAUUCCUCUUUGUUGUUCCAUUGAUUCUUAUAUCUGGGUUUGUUGGUUCAAGGACCAAUUUGCUAUUUACUUCAAGUUAUAAUUAUUAUCCAUGGAUAUCAAGCUCUGUGUCUAUUUCCCCUGCUUUAUCACCUUCUUCAACAGAUAAUGGAUCAAGUAAUUUUGAUUGGAAUUCAACCCUUGUCAGCAUAACAUCGCCGCCGCCGUCACCGACAUCGCCGCCGCCGCCGCUUUCUGUGGAAGAAAUGACAGGAGCACCACCGCCAGUGGAGAAUUUCAGUAACAAUCUGUCAAAUGUUGCUCCAUCCCCCGUGAUUUCGGAUUCAUCGCGAAAAUGGAGUGAAAUUGAGUUGAUUGAAGCUGGCCUUGCCCGAGUUCGGUCUUCGGUAAUGGAAGCUAAGAACAGCAGUUAUAAAAAUGUUCAAGAUCCAGAUUUUAUUCCUAAAGGUCCUAUGUAUUGGAAUGCUAAUGCUUUUCUAAAGAGCUAUCAAGAAAUGGAGAAACAAUUCAAGAUAUUUGUAUAUGAAGAAGGACAAAUCCCAAUAUUUCAUAAUGGUCCUUGUGGAAGUAUAUAUGCAAUGGAAGGUAAUUUCAUCAAUAACAUGGAAGUUAGCAAGUUUAGGACAAGAAAUCCCGAGAAAGCUCAAGCCUUUUUCCUUCCGUUUAGCGUCGCUUCAAUUGUUCACUUUGUUUACGAGCCCAAUUCGCAUAAUUGGGCUCCUUUAAAGCGGUUAGUCAAGGAUUAUGGUCAUUUUAUCGCCACAAAGCAUCCACAUUGGAACCGUAGUCGUGGGGCUGAUCACUUCAUGCUCGCUUGCCAUGAUUGGGGACCCGAGCUUUCGAAAUCCUACCCGGGCAUGUUUGAGAAUUCAAUUCGUGCGUUAUGCAAUGCUAAUACAUCGGAAGGGUUCAAACCGAUUAAAGAUGUGUCUAUUCCGGAAAUCAAUCUUCCGGGUGGCAAGAUUGAUCGUUUGCUCGGUGGUCCAUCUCCAUCCAAACGUCCAAUACUAGUUUUCUUUGCAGGCGGGGUCCAUGGACCGGUUAGACCGAUUCUUCUAGAGCAUUGGGAGAAUAAAGACCCCGAUGUACAAGUCUAUCGUUACCUUAAAAAGGGUAUUUCUUAUCACGACAUGUUAAGAAAGAGUAGAUUUUGUAUUUGCGCUAGCGGAUACGAGGUAGCAAGUCCGAGGAUGGUUGAGGCGCUCUACACGGGUUGUGUCCCUGUAAUUAUUAAGGAUAAUUAUGUUGCUCCAUUUAGCGAUGUUUUGAAUUGGAAUGCAUUCUCGGUUGAGAUCCCGGUGAAGGACAUACCAAACUUGAAGAAUAUUUUGAUGGGGAUAUCUCAAAGACGAUACAUAAGACUUCAAACAAGGGGAGUACAAGUGAGAAGACAUUUCAUUGUAAACGUGCCUCCUAAAAGAUUCGAUGUCUUUCACAUGACACUUCACUCGAUCUGGCUAAGAAGACUUAAUGUUCGAGUUCAAGACAUGUGAUCUUUGGUCUUGACCGAUUGAGGCUAAACCUAAAACAAUGCACUAAUUUGUUCAUAGGGAAGAUAAGAACAUAAUUAGAAAAGAGCAAAAUGUGCUUUUUGUUGCUUAAUAGUGUUUGUUUUCUCUUUGUAAGUGCUGAAUAUUUUUGUCCCCUUCCAUGUAAUUGUAAUUUUUUUUAGCAAGUUAAGCUAAUAAUGUUAGAUUUACUUAAUAUAU
Messenger RNA from Impatiens glandulifera, 1863 nucleotides. Its product is annotated as probable glycosyltransferase At5g03795. Lineage: Eukaryota; Viridiplantae; Streptophyta; Magnoliopsida; Ericales; Balsaminaceae. The coding region runs from base 37 to 1647 and encodes 536 amino acids. Gene Ontology annotation, molecular function: glycosyltransferase activity. The transcript has 3 exons. The record is from RefSeq and is a predicted model, not a curated record.